CUUUUAAUUUCAUUUCAAUGAAAAAGCCUUCUAUUAAUAUGAAUAUAUGAUUACAAAACAAGUAUCCCAUAAUCUCAUCAAACAAACAUCCUACGAUUAGGCAUCGACAUACAAUCGCCCGAAUGAGCAACUCGAGUAGCUGACCACCUAACACACAAGCUUGCUUUAACUUUAGCAGUCCUCAUGCUUCUAAUUGUAUGAAACCUCCACAAAACAUACAGAUCAAGAGUACUGCUAUCCACAAAAAACACAAGCAAAACAAACAAAAACAAUGUAACAAUGGGUCAACACUAGCCAACCACUAAAAGCUCCGCACUGGUUUGCCUGAAACCGCACAUUCAGUCUAUGUAACUACUAACUGGCCAAUAUCAAGUUUUAUUAGAAAAGCCUUUGAUCAAACCCCAACAGCCACGCAUGUCACAGUAUCACAAUAUAACUAGAGCCUUCUGUCAGAAAAGCCUAACUCAUCCAAUAAGUAUCACGAACAUGUGCUAAUUAAUUUAGACGGUUAAACCACCGGCUAGAAAUCCAGUCUGGCCUUGCUCACCACGCCCGCUUCCACCUUGUUUUUUACUUCACAUUAUCACACUCUAAACGGUCGUAUACGACAUUUCAACCGCUCCUCAUCCAUCACUAAGCACCUCCGUGGCUCUGUUUUUGCUCACUAGCAAUCCUAAGAUCUCUUCCUAGCCAUCUCCUUCCACUGUAGUCCUCAUUUGAGAACUUCCCACAUGCCUUAGACCAUAAAGCCAUGGAGACUACAAAGCAAUCAACUGAAAACUCAAAACAUAAUAAUAUGAUUGCAAGCCAGUGGAAAACCAAUGCCACAGAGAUCAUGAGUCAUGAAUGAUUCAAGACGAUGAAAAACAGGCAAUGAAACUCCAGCACGAUGAAAACUAACCUCAAAACUUUGAUCGAAAAAGUUUUGGGACAAACUUCCCAGAGGAGUAAUACCACACCCAGACGGCCAGACUCCAAUAUGACCAGUCUUCUCGCCGAUCAUAACAACAAUCGGAGACAACUCCUUCACUAAAACCUGAACCCUAGGUAGACACAAAGCUACACCUACUCGAGGGAACAGACCUCUGUGUAUAGAUAUUCAAUAUUAUAGUAAUGCUAAAUCAACCCAAUGUAUAACACAACACAAUAGGAAUAAGUACUAUAAACAUAUUGCCAGCACUAAUACUGCCAUAUAAUUUUAAUAGAGAACUUUUCCAAUCGAUUAGCUUUGCUCUUUCUAUUCUAGCUUCUGAUCGAUUAAAUUGCAGGCAGCAGCAACAGAAGGGCAAGAAGCCAAUGUUGUCACCGAUUACAUUCUCAAGGUAAGCAUUUGGAUGGAUGAACAAGAGAACAGAAAUAAAAGCUAUUAAUAAUUUGUGCAGAUCGAUGAGGGAAACUGAUAGAAAAUAAAGAGACUAAUGUAGUUUGAUUUUAUCUGUUUGCGAUGGCUGGCAGAUUCUGGGACUGGACAUAUGUGCAGAUACGAUGGUGGGAGACGAAAUGCUGAGAGGGAUAUCCGGCGGACAGAAGAAGCGAGUGACGACCGGCGAAAUGAUCGUCGGGCCAGCAAAGGCUCUCUUCAUGGACGAAAUAUCCACCGGACUGGACAGCUCCACAACCUAUUCCAUCGUGAACUCGCUCAAGCAAUACGUCCACAUUCUCAAGGGCACCACCGUCAUUUCGCUGCUCCAGCCGGCCCCUGAGACCUAUAACCUGUUCGACGAUAUCAUCCUGUUGUCCGAUGGCUACGUUGUUUACAACGGCCCUCGGGAAACUGUGAUCGAUUUCUUUGAAUCCAUGGGGUUCCAGUGCCCUGACAGGAAAGGCGUUGCUGAUUUCUUGCAAGAGGUGAGUGAAUUCUAAUUCCACAUAUCUUUAAAUCAACAUAGACUAUUAUUGAACUAU
Molecule: messenger RNA, 1905 nt
Organism: Cuscuta europaea
Lineage: Eukaryota; Viridiplantae; Streptophyta; Magnoliopsida; Solanales; Convolvulaceae
Source: the annotation of a GenBank genome assembly